Molecule: messenger RNA, 1846 nt
Organism: Alternaria alternata
Lineage: Eukaryota; Fungi; Ascomycota; Dothideomycetes; Pleosporales; Pleosporaceae
Exons: 3
Coding region: 366-1700 (444 amino acids)
Source: RefSeq, a predicted model, not a curated record
UGGAGAUUGAAGUGUAAUUGGAGGAAUGGAGGAAUGUUUGCUUUUUACGGUUGGACGCUCGUUCGGUGUAUGUCAAGGAUGAGAAUGACAAGGCUUGGAUGGCGUGCAAACGGCGUCCGCACAGAGUCGUGUGUGCGAUCAUCGUGCAGUCGGCCUUCCUCUCCCUUGUCUUUGAUGUCCAGCUGUUGACUGUCUCCGUGACCUUGUUCUUUCUUACACUUUCACUUCACUUACCCUUACUUUGAGCAAGCUCCAAUCGACAUCCUGCAUCACAACGUCGACCGAGUGCAAGGAUCAAUUGCGGCGUCAAGGCACCGCUUUUCACCGAGCAAGAGACCCAUUCUGGAGGGAAAAAAAAGCGCAUCAUGCCUACACUCGUGUGGUUGCGCGCGGCGGCCGUCGUUGCUCUUGCGACACAUGCUACUGCCCAGCAAUGCUACUACCCCAAUGGCGAUAGAGCGCCAGACACAGAUAAGCCCUGCUCAACAGCAGAAGGUUCUGCCUGCUGUCCGGACAAGUGGGAGUGUCUCGACAAUGGUCUUUGUCACUAUCCUGCCGAAGACCUGUACGGCCGAUACAGCUGUACAGACAAGACCUGGAAGUCGGAAGGAUGUGCUUCGAACAUGUGCACAUAUGGUAUGACAGUCGCUGGCGCCGAGUCGAUAACACAGUGCGCCGAUCACGACGACCAGUGGUGCUGCAACGCAGACAACACACACGUAAAAUGCUGCCAGGAGUCACCGUCACCACGCCCUUUCUUCGCGCUACAAAACGGAAAUGCAUACGCGACAAUUGGCUCCAAUCAAGCGUCGACUAACCCCAACAUCGCCACCAUUACUGGCCUGGCGACGAGUGGCGGAUCAUCAGGAGGUGGAAAUUCAGCAUCGCAGACGUCGGCGCAACGGUCUUCGGCCGCUCCUUCCACUACGGACGAUUCGGAUUCGAAAACUGCAACGCCAGACUCGGUCACGACUACGCCUUUUAGCUCCGUUGCGACGAGCCUUUCCACAGGCAGCGCGGGAGUAGUCACCAUUGAAAACACGGUCCUCGUCACCCCAGCAGCGACCGCCGGCUCCAGCAACGGCAAUGCCGGUGGCGGCGGAAAUGGAGACUCUGACGGCAGACCAAGCUCGAACCUAGGUCUUAUCAUCGGUUGCGCAGUCGGUAUUCCCCUCGCACUCGCUCUAAUCGGUAUCAUCUUCUGGCUCCUCCGCAAGCGCCGCCAACAAGCUGCCAACCCCUACAAGGAAGCUUCUGAAGUCGAAGGUGAUAGCCCGCUCGUCGGCGGCGCAGCGGCAGCAAAACUUCACAAGAAAGAGACAUACCGAAGCUCUCGACCCGCUACUGCAGAGAUUGAUGGCAACCCUGUUGGAGCCGGACGGCCAAGUCGCGUCUCUGAACUUCCUUCUGGCAAUGGUUUCCAGCCAGGCCAAGGUGCCCCGUACGGACCUGAUGCGGUUGGGAUUGGUGGUGGCAAUGGGGUUAGGAGUACAUGGGACAGCCAACUACCUCAGUACUCGCCUGCACAAGCAGCCUUCAGCCACCCCGAUGCUGCGGAGCUGCCUGAUAACAGUGUACAUCCUGUUCUCAAUGAGAAGGGGCAGCCGUAUCAAGCGUAUAGGCCACCGCAACCCGUGGCUGAGCUGCCGUCUGUUGUGACGCCGCCUGAGGAUCUGGAGAAGCAGAUGCCGAGGCGGUAGGGAGAUGAAGGUUUUGACUUUUCUAGGCAGGUGUUUUUUUUCUUUGGAGGGGCAUCAAACAUAUACAUGAUAUGGUUAUUAUAGGCUUUUUCUUUCUUUCUUUUUUCAAGGCAUAAGGAAGAUACCAUGUACAAGAGUUUUGUGUA